Molecule: messenger RNA, 6036 nt
Organism: Gopherus flavomarginatus (Mexican gopher tortoise)
Lineage: Eukaryota; Metazoa; Chordata; Testudines; Testudinidae
Gene: EEF2K
Product: eukaryotic elongation factor 2 kinase
Exons: 19
Coding region: 458-2629 (723 amino acids)
Biological process (GO): protein phosphorylation
Molecular function (GO): ATP binding; calcium ion binding; elongation factor-2 kinase activity
Source: RefSeq, a predicted model, not a curated record
AGCGACACCCCAGGCCGGCCGGCCUGCCUGCUGCAGUACCGCCCUCCGCCAGCCUGCGGAGGGAAGGUGCAGCCAGCGAGCCCCCGCGGGGACUGCGAAGGAGAGAGCGAGAGAGGCUGAUUCCGAGACGAGACGCGAGCUGUCCGCGUGCGCUCCCCGGGGCAGCAGCUGGCGCGUGACCCUCGCAGGGAAGCGCUCGUCGGCGUUUGUGUGCAGCUGCAGCGGGGAGAAGAGCCUUGCUUCCUUGCCUGCUGCUCCGGGAGCCGUGUGUGUCUGCACAAGUGAUCCCCUGAUGGAAAAGCUGCCUUUGGAAAACAGAGGGCCUGAUCCUGCAGUCCUUGGAUUGGGCAAAAUACACAGAGUUAUGGGGAAAUCAAUGUUCUUCCCUCAUUUCAAAUGUGUAUUGUAAUACUGGCUGCUUUAAUCAUUGCACGAAUUAAACCAACUUCCCACAAACAUGGCGGACGAGGACCUUAUCUUUUGUAUGGAAGGUAUUGAUAAUGCCACGUCAACUAAAACAGUCUCUGGAACUUAUCCUGAUGCUGAUAGUGAGGAUGAGGAUAGUUAUUACAUCUGCCCGAUAACAGAUGAUCCAGUAUCUAACAAGACUGCAAACAACAAAGUCGCCAAUUAUUUCAGCAACUUAGCAAAAGAUGAACAUUACAGAUCUAGCUCUUCUCCUAGAAACUCAUUCAAUAUUAAGGAAGCCUGGAAACAUGCCAUUCAGAAAGCUAAACACAUGCCUGAUCCCUGGGCAGAAUUUCAUCUUGAGGACAUUGAAACAGAAUAUGCCACACGUUAUAGGUACAACGCAGUUACUGGGGAGUGGGUCGAAGAUGAAGUUCUCAUCAAAAUGGCUUCACAACCCUUUGGCCGUGGAGCAAUGCGGGAGUGCUUCAGAACGAAAAAGCUGUCCAAUUUUUUACACACUCAGAACUGGAAAGGUGCAUUUAACUAUGUUGCCAAGCGAUACAUCGAGACUGUAGACAGGGAUGUAUACUUUGAGGAUGUCCGACUUCAGAUGGAAGCAAAACUUUGGGGAGAGGAGUAUAACCGGCACAAGCCACCAAAACAGGUUGACAUAGUGCAGACCAGCAUUAUUGAAAUGAAAAACAGACCUGGAAAGCCCCUCUUUCAUUUGGAACAUUACAUAGAGGGAAAAUACAUCAAAUACAACUCAAACUCUGGAUUCGUACGAGAUGACAACAUUCGCCUUACCCCACAAGCCUUUAGCCACUUCACAUUUGAGCGUUCAGGACACCAGCUCAUUAUUGUUGAUAUCCAGGGAGUUGGCGAUCUUUAUACAGACCCACAGAUCCACACAGAGAGUGGCACAGACUUUGGAGAUGGCAACCUAGGUGUACGGGGUAUGGCUUUGUUCUUUCAUUCUCAUGCCUGUAACAAGAUUUGCAAAAGUAUGGGACUUACACCUUUUGAUCUUUCACCUAAAGAGAAGCAUGUCUUGGAUCAUAGUAACAAACUGCUUGAAUCUGCUCAGACAAUUGUACGUGGCACAGAGGAAAAAUGUGGCAGUAGCCGGGUGAGAACGAUUUCUGGUAGUCGGCCUCCUCUGCUUUUCCGCCUGUCUGAAAAUUCUGGAGAUGAGAGCAUGAGUGAUGUGGCAUUUGACUCCUUACCCUCUUCUCCCUCCUCAGCAACACCACAUAAAAUGGACAUGCUUCACUGGCCUGUGUUCAGUGAAGUGGAUAACUUGGUUCACAAAAACCAUGAUCAUCUUGAUAACCAAAGGGACUCUGAAAAUGGUGGAGACAGUGGGUGCCCCAGUGAAAAGAGAAGUGACCUGGAAGAUAUGGAUCAUCGAGAAAGGGGCCAUUCAAACUGCAACCGAAGACGUGAAUCUGAUGAAGACAGUUUGGGAAGUUCUGCAAGGGUCAGUGUGGAGAAGUGGAAUCUCUACAACUCUUCCAGAGUCCACAUCCAUAGACCAUCCUGUGUUGCAGUGGAAGUUGAGAGACUCAAUGCACUGGAAUUUGAAAAGAAAAUUGGGAAAUCCAUCCUUGGGAAGGUCCAUCUGGCCAUGGUUCGCUACCACGAAGCUGGACGUUUCUGUGAGAAAGAUCAGGAGUGGGAUCAGGAAUCCGCUCUUUUUCACCUGGUGCAUGCUGCUGAUUGUGGAGAACUGGAAGCCAUCGUUGGGUUAGGACUCAUGUAUUCCCAGCUGCCACAUCACAUUCUUGCAGAGGUCACUUCAGAGGACACAGAGGAAAACCGAGGAAAAGGAUUUGAUUAUUUACUGAGAGCAGCAGAAGCUGGAGACCGGCCUUCCAUGAUUCUGGUAGCAAGAUCAUAUGACACAGGUGUAAACCUUGGUUCAAACAGAAUCCAAGACUGGAAGGAAGCCCUGCACUGGUACAAUGCUGCACUGAACAUGACCGAUUAUGACGAAGGGGGUGAAUACGAUGGAACUCAGGAUGAGCCGCAUUAUCUGCUCCUGGCGAGGGAAGCUGAGAUGUUAAUGACAGGAGGGUUCUGCCUGGCCAAGGAUCCCCAAAGAUCAGGUGAGUUGUAUACAGAAGCAGCAGAAGCGGCAAUACAAGCCAUGAAGGGCAGAUUGGCAAAUCAAUACUACCAGAAAGCUGAAGAAGCUUGGGCAAUGAUGGAGGAAUGAAACUUCAAAUGAGGCAGCUCUUGUAUAUUAAAAAUAAUUUUUUAUAGACUGUUACUUUGCAAAAAAAAAAGAUGUAUUUUUAUGUGUUGUUACUGAUUUGUGUUUUUCAUAUUUUAAUUUUCUAAUUUUAUUCUGAGGGGAAAAAAUAUACAAAUGUAGGUUGUAUUUUGGGGAUGCUAUAAUGUAGUUUUACUUAUACUUCAAAGUUGCAGUAUCUAUGAACUUGAUCUUUUAUAACUUUUAACUGUUAUAUGUGAGGAGCCUGAUUAAUUUCAGAAAAAUGAAGCUGAUGUCAGCUUGCGUUGCACACUUUUGUUUUCCAUAGCAGAGUAUCAGUGUGUUUAUUUCUUUCGGUUACUCCUCUUCUUCCCGUCCUCACAAAAACCACACAUUUCUAAGUUCAAAGCACUUCUACGCCAAUGUUUGGUUUACUUCAGGCACUUCUUCAUUUUCCAUGUAAACAUACAUGCAGAAAUUCCCUUUUUUAAUUCCCCUUGUGAAAUAAACCCAAAAACUGACGCAAUCAGGAAUGGAAUUAUGCUAAUAACACUCUUUACAAUGCAGUUCUCUGUAAAAAUGGUAUCAUUGGGGGCACCAUGUUUAUUUUCUUCCUUAAGUGAUUUGAGAUGCCGUCUUUUCAGUUUGCAAAUGAAAAAAUGUGUUUUCUAAAUGCUCGCCCUGAAAAUCAAGUUGAGACUUGAAAGUCAAGAUGGUUUCUCUUUAGGUCGCUCAUCACCAACAAUACAAAUUCCGCAGUCAUAACUUAGCUAACAGUUCUCUUGAUAAGGCAUUCUAGCUCCCUCUCCCACAUCUGUAUGGCCUCAGAAAAGAAGUAAAAACUUAUUUCAGUCAGAAAAGUAGCUAUAAUUCUGAAUACAAUAUAUAGGUGUGCCAUUUUUAUGUAGCAGACCUGUACUUUAAAAGUUAUAGGGUAAAAUCCUGGGUCUGUUGAAAUCUGUGGCAAAAUGCCCUUGACUUUUAUGGGGCCAAGAUUUCACAGAGGACUAGUCUACACUUGAAAUGCUACAGUGGCAUAGCUGCUGCUCUAGGUUAUAUACACAAUCUAACCCCUCCCAUCGGCACAGAUAAUCUUAACUACAUAAGUGAGGGGUGUGGAUUUUUCACACUCCUAACUGAUGUAGCUGGGUCGAGCUGAUUUCGUUGUGUAGAGCAGGCACAAUAGUAAAUGGAGAUUUUUAAAUUUUUUUUGCAACAGUUUCUAUUGUAUCUUAUAGUCCUAAUACAAUAAUCUAAGUUGCAUAUCGCCUUACUGGACUUAUGAUGUGCUUCCUAUAAAAUAGCAUAAAAAAGUCUGUAGUCUACUGAUUUCUUGGUAUCAUUUUGUUCUUCCAGUGACAUUGCCAUUCACAGUGCAUUUAACAUUAAGAAAUACUCGCCCCAACCAUUUCAGUAUAGGGACAUUUAAAGAGGUUAGAGAAACUGACAUGCAUGUAUAUUUACUAGCCCUCUAUUCUAAAUAAUUUUGUGCUUAGGUUAUGUAAAAAGCAUUCAGACUAUAAUUACUGUACAAUAGAUUUAAGCUGUUUGCUGAAUAAUCUAUUCAGCAGCUCAGUAAAAUUUGAGUGUACUGAUUCACUAAAAAAUAGCCAUAAAGGUACAAAGUUCAUCUUCUGUUGUACUAGUGAUUCACAGUCUGUAGUUGCACACCUGAGUUUUGGCCCCCUCUGAUGUUCACGCUAAGAUAUCCUAAAGGAUCUCUUGUUUUUUCACAAGUCAAUAAGAACAUAUUAAAAAGGAUUUUUAUACCUAUUUGUUAAAGAAAAACAUAUUUGUGCUGAUUGCAAAAAAAAAACAAAAAAAACCUCAACUUCAUUAGAUACCGUUUAAGAGAGAAUCUUAGACUAAGCUCAUAGUUUUAUUUCAAGAGUCCAGUGCCAUCUGUACAGCAACUGGAUCUAUUUAUUGGUCUUAUUUAUUCUGAUUUUUAGGUGUUUAAGAUUAAUAGAUCAUGGGACAUGCUGCAGGGUGGGUCCUUUUACCAUCUUGAGUGUAGGUUGACACACAGAAGGGUUAGCAUGACAGUGUCAUUAUUAAGGGGAGAGAGUGUUGAAUAUUUACUAUUGCUUCAGCAAAGCAUUUAAGCACAUGUUUAAGCACAUGAUUGAUUGAAGCCCAUUGAUUUCAGUCUUCCCUGGGGCCAUCUUGGAAGUUUACACUCAGAAUCACCAAUUGUUAUUUAAAGUGAGGUAGCUGGGAUGUUCUUAAUGGGAAACUGCAGUUUAGGUUUAAGAUUUUGGCUUUUUUUUCAUCUAAUUUCAGAGAUUGUUAAGGGGCAAAUCCUACCCCUUCCUCUGUAGCAUGCACAGAGCUCCAUUUGAAAUGGAACAGGUGCAGUUCUGCUGUACUCCAUUUGAAAUGGAAUGGGAUCACAAUGUGGUGAUACCCAUAGAUAGGGGUGAGCAUGCUCAUGAGCAACACUUCCUUAGUGACUUCGUUCCCUCCCUCUGGGAAGCACAGUUGCAAGAAAAUGUCAGCUCUGAGAGACAACUGCAUCAUUCAAUCAUGGAAACAGUGGAAUAGUGACAGGCAUUUAUGUAUAUCCACGGAAAAAUAUUGGAAUAAUGUGCAUACAGUCUACAAGCUGCUCGCACACUGUAGGUACUAUAUAAAUAAAUAAUAUCGAUAGUAUGUUUUUAUUGUAAAGGUAUAAAAGCUAAUCGUAGUUUUCCUUUACAAAGAAGAGAUGAUGUAGCUAACAAAAACUUGCCCUCUAUAGGAAAAGGAGGAGAUUUGAGUGUUUAAAUUCAAAAUAUAAACAUAGGGCUCAAAGAGGGUAAUUAUUAACACCUUUUGGCAUGCAGAUUAAUUGACUGAAUUGUGUUAUUGAUAUAAUUACAGAAACUUCUUCAUAGAUUUGAGGCAUAUGAAGUUAUACAACUCAACAGGCAAAAUAUUGUCAUUGUUAAUACUUUGUCUUUAAAAUCUUACAUUUUGUUACUGAUUUAGUUUACUUCUUGGCACAAAUGGUAUCUUAUAAAUAUUUUGGUGUACAACAGACAUGACAGUCAAUUUUUUAAUUAAAUAUAUGUUUACAGAAAUAGGCACAACAUAUUUUAUGCAAUUCCUUUAGAGAGAAAAGUAUGUUUUUUGACAAACUGUUUGGAAUGAUCUUGCUGCAUACUGUAUUUUUAAUCAAUUCACAAUGAACAAAUUAAAUAUAUUUUUUAAAAAUGUGAAAAAAAAUAGAGGGGGCCCAGACAUGGAGAAUUGAAUCAGGCAAUAAAUUCCAUUGACUUCAGUGGGAAUUUUGCCUGAGCAAGCACAGCAGAAUUGGGGCCCUUUUUUUUGCAUGUAAGAAAUGCAGAAAUUGUUCGUUUGCAUCACUUAUUCGUGUCAUUCAGUUUUAUUGGUUUUGCUUUGCCAAAUAAAGUUUUCUUUUUGUCACA